Molecule: messenger RNA, 2078 nt
Organism: Candoia aspera
Lineage: Eukaryota; Metazoa; Chordata; Lepidosauria; Squamata; Candoiidae
Product: monocarboxylate transporter 2-like
Exons: 5
Coding region: 119-1612 (497 amino acids)
Biological process (GO): monocarboxylic acid transport; transmembrane transport
Cellular component (GO): plasma membrane
Molecular function (GO): monocarboxylic acid transmembrane transporter activity
Source: RefSeq, a predicted model, not a curated record
GUGUCUCCGCCCCCGGGCAGGCGCCUCGUGUCCCCAGCGCGCUCCGGCAAACAUCUGGCUGGCCUGAAGCAAAAGGGUUUCCAGAAAAGUGCUUACAGGAACUUAAUUUAGUCUUGACAUGCCACCUCCAGCAGACACGGGUCUAGCCUAUACUCCUCCAGAUGGCCAAUGGGGAUGGGCAGUGGUAUUCGGAGCAUUCAUUUCCAUUGGAUUUUCAUAUGCUUUCCCCAAAGGAAUAGCAAUCUUCUUCAAAGAAAUCCAGGAUUUCUUUGGCACAUCAUACAGUGAGAUUGCAUGGGUUUCUUCAAUUAUGUUGGCUGCUACAUAUGGCGGAGGUCCCAUUAGCAGUAUUUUGGUGAAUCGUUUUGGUAGCCGGCCGGUGGUCAUAUUUGGAGGGCUACUAUGUGGCAUAGGAAUGGUUUCAGCGGCAUUCUGCACCAGCAUUUUUCAACUAUACAUCUGUGCUGGAUUCAUCACAGGACUUGGCCUUGCCCUGAACCUCCAGCCUUCAGUGAUCAUCAUUGGAAAAUAUUUCCAGAAAAGACGUCCCAUUGCGAAUGGACUUGCCAUGGCAGGAAGUCCUGUCAUGCUUUGCACCCUUGCACCCUUGAACCAGUUUCUUUUUGACACUUUUGGAUGGAGGGGGAGUUUUUUCAUUCUUGGGGCAAUUCUGCUGAACUGCUGUGUAGCUGGAGCCCUUUUCAGACCUAUUGGACCAACACCUGACAGACAAAUAAACAAACAUCCAAAAGAGGCUGUCAGAGAAAAAACUGAUGGAGGCAGUGCUGAAAUGGGGGACCAGGAUAAGGAAGCAAGGGAAGACAGAGAUUGUUGUGAAAACUUUAACAAGUUCCUUGAUUUAUCCCUUUUUAAGCACAGAGGCUUCCUGAUCUACCUGAUAGGGAAUGUGCUAAUGUUUUUAGGGUUUUUUGCACCGAUUGUCUUUUUGGCUCCUUAUGCAAAGCACCUUGGGAUCGAUGAAUAUUCAGCAGCUUUCCUUCUUUCAAUCCUAGCCAUAGUUGAUAUGAUAGCCAGGCCAGCUACGGGGUUCAUUGCAAAUAGCAAAUGGGUGAGGCCAAGGAUUCAGUAUUUUUUCAGCUUCUCCAUUGCUUUUAAUGGUGCUUGCCACCUGCUGUGCCCAUUGGCAACAAGCUAUUUGGGCUUAGUCAUUUAUUCGAUCUUUUUUGGACUGGCCUUUGGUAUGGUGUGUGCAAUGCUCUUUGAAACUCUCAUGGAUCUUGUUGGUGCCAGCCGUUUCACAAGUGCUGUAGGACUAGUCACCAUAGUUGAAUGUUGCACAAUAUUACUUGGACCACCUCUUGGGGGAACUCUUAUUGACACUUUUGGGGACUACAAAUACAUGUUCAUUAAAUGUGGGGCAGUGAUGGUCUUGGCUGGGGCAUUCCUCUUCAUUAUGAAUUACUACAACUACAGAAUGCUUGCAAAAGAAGAGAAAAGGAAGAAGGAGAAAAGGAUUAUGAACAUGCAAGGACAGAAAUUGAGAAAGGAAACAACCGUGGUAGAAAAAAUGCAAGAUGGUAAUGAAACAGUUUCUCUGAAGAAUGAUGAGAAUGGACUAAAGAAUGGGGCAAACCUCCCAAUUGAAGCCUAAAUUUAAUUCAAAGUUUUCUGAAUGGAAAAUUGAUCUUUCAAGUGACUAAAAAUUAUAGUAUGAAGUUCUAAAAUACUCACAUUUCAUGAGUACAUGGCAAAUAUUACAUAGAAUUGGUUUUACAUUACUGCAGAUCUAAAUCCAUUUAAACUCUUUCCUGUUCUUACUGAGGAACUGAGAGUAUACUUGUCCUAGCUGAUGAUAUUUUCAGGAUAAGUGCUUAUACUUGAACUUUCAAUCUGUACUCCUGUUUCUAUUAUAGCAAAAUUAGAAGAAUGGACAAAUGUUGUAUAAGAGAAAAUGCCAGCUUUUUAAAAGAUGCACAGCAAUAGAUAUCUACAGCACUUUUUAGACUGGAAGGUCCAAGAUGUGGUCCUCAACAUUCCAGCAAAAAAUACUGUAUCUGCAAAAAGUUUCUAUAAGAAGCAUCUCAGAGAAGUAAAAAUAUUAUUAUUCUUCCAGGCUA